This is a messenger RNA of Teleopsis dalmanni, 1252 nucleotides long. RefSeq lists its product as uncharacterized. Bases 85 to 1194 code for a protein of 369 amino acids. The transcript is spliced from 2 exons. Lineage: Eukaryota; Metazoa; Arthropoda; Insecta; Diptera; Diopsidae. The record is from RefSeq and is a predicted model, not a curated record.
GUUUAAGAAAAUCUGUUAUCUUAAAACUUAGACGAUUUUUAUUAUUAAAAGUUUUCAUCAAAGCAAUAUAUUUUGUACUGUACAAUGCCUCCAAAAACAUUUAGACGCCGAAACACUGAUGGCAGGAAUCUUUUUAAAGAGCUUCAAACAACUCGAACACAUCUUGAGAUAGCAAAGGAAAAAAUUAAAGUUCUGGAAGUGGAAGUAGCUGAACUUAAUAAGAAUAAUGAAGAGUUGAAAUUAGAACUCGCAGAAACUCACAAGCUGUUGAAAGAAAAAACUGAAGAGCUAAGGGAUAUUGAGAAAGCAAAGGUUUUGGAUAUUCAAAGUAAAGCAAAUUCUUUGAUUUUGAAUGAUCAACACAACACAAAAUCAACCGGUAUGAUCAGACCAACAAAAUUUUAUAAUAUUUCACAAACGUGUAACCGUGAGCCAUCUGUAGCUUCAAAUAUUUUGGAUGAUCAGCUUAAAGAAAAGCCAACCGGUUUGCUCAGUCGUACAAAAACUUAUAAUAUUCUUAAAACACAUAACAAUGAGUUUUUCGUAGCUCCAAAUACUUUGGAUGAUCAGUUUAUAGAGAUAACAACUUCUUCAACCAGUGUUGCGAAAAGUUUUUCACAAAAAUCUAAUAGUAACGUUUCCGUAGCUCUAGGAAUUUUGGAUGAUCAGCAUGAAGAGACAACAACUUCUUCAUACAGUGUUAAAAAACGAGUUAAAUCUGUAGCCAGUAUUGGUAACAUUCAUAAUGGCUUCAAAACUGAUAAUGAAACGGGCGCUAAUAUUGCUUGCGUAGAAGUUGUUAAUAAUUCUCUAAAUAUGGAAGAUAUAAACAAUUAUUUACAGUUCCAUAUGUUUGGCCGAAUCAUUGAUCGUGCAUAUGUUUCAACUGCUAUUGAUUUGCUUAAAGAAUACUUAUUAAAAAACAAUGCAAUUUCUAAUGAACAACGAAUCACUUGUAUUCAAGCCAGUCUCAAACAACAUCUUACGAAUAUAUGUCCUACUUGUGUCUUAGCUGCUGAUGAAAUGAAGAUGUGUCAAAAAGCAAUUACCAACUAUAAUAAUAGUUUAUCUCUAAGAAAACUUGGUGGUACUGGAACUAAAAAAAUUGAAAGGAUUAUUUUUUACGGUUUGGUGCCUGUUUUUAUUUUGAUUGCGCUGAAGUCUUGUUGCCGUGCCUUUCAUGUCAAAAUUUGAUACUUCACUCCUAACGGAAUUUUAAAUUUAUCAUAAUAUAUUUAUAUUAUUGUGAAUA